Messenger RNA from Adineta steineri, 1912 nucleotides. NCBI's taxonomy places the organism in Eukaryota, Metazoa, Rotifera, Eurotatoria, Adinetida, Adinetidae. The record is from the annotation of a GenBank genome assembly.
AUGACUUCUAAUAACUCAAAAGGCAAUAAUCAACAAGAAGAACAUAUUUAUGAAGAACAACCAUAUUAUUCGAAUGAACGAUCUAUGUUGUCAAGACAAAGUAUUGUUGGACCUUAUCAACGAACUAGUGAGGUUUGUUAAAUUUUAUUUAUAAAUAUUCUUACGAUUGACUGUUAGUUUAACUUUAAAAACAAUUUCUAGAAUUGAUUAACAUAAAUUAUGUUUUUCUUCUCUUUUUUUUAUAGAAUAAGUGUUAAUAAUAAAAAAGUAACAUAGAUAUAAGUUAUUCAUUUUCAUCAUAAAAACUUAGAUCUUAAUUUUUCAGUUUUUUUUCUCUUCAUAUACAAUAAAAAUAACUUGUCUAGAUUGUCUCAAUAAAUAUCUGUUUAUAUCCAUAAAACUUGUAUAUGUUAUCAAAAUAGUUGCUUGUCUUUUAUAUUCUAUUGACAUAAAUACUUUGUUUUAUGAUUUUGUCUGUUAGAGAUUAUUUCAUUAUCUAAUCUUAAUUGCUGUCAUAUAUAUAUUUACCAAUAAAUGAAUAACAUUUGUAAUAUAUAUUUGAAAUUUAUCGAGUAGAAAAAGAAAACCUAUGAAUAGUUCAUCAUUGAUUAAGAUAGAUAUUUAUAUCUGAUGUAAAAUAACAAAGAUUAGAUAUUUCUAUACAUAUUUUGUUUUAAUAUUUGACACUUAGACAACAUCUAAAAGCAAAUAAGUUAUUCGUAAUUCAAAUACAUAGAUCAACUACUGAUCAUCAUACGGAUAUUUGAUAUCAUCUAUCAUUAACAACGUAUUGUUCAUUUAUUCGUUUUCGUUUGUCAAUUGUAAUAUACAGAAAUAUCUUCUUUUUUCUAUGAACUAUAUUUAUACGUAAAGAAAAGAUUUUCUUUUCUUAUUAUGAAAUCUAUCUAGACAGAAAUAGUUAGAUCUUAUCAUAAUGUAUUUUGUUCUUUUUUUAUUUUAUUUUGAUAUCUUUAAAUGACUAAUGAUAAGACCUCUGUAAUAAUAACAUCGACAGACAUAUAUAAACGAAACGAAAAAAAUAUUGAGUGACCGCAAGUCUAUAGACAAACGAUAGUACGUAGUAAAUCUAAAACAGAACGAACGACAAUAAAUAGGUGACCACAAUAUAUAUACGAGAGAAUUUUCAUCUUAUCAAACAUCGCAUGGGUGUAUGAGAACGAAAGAGAUGCAAUAUCGUCACAAAGAUUUAGCGUGUCUCUUCUCCUUGCAUUCAUUGCGCUCCUACUCGUUUCUUUUCUUCCUCUCUCUCCCUCUCUCCCCUCCUUCGUGUGUGUGUGUGGUAGCUUCAACACGCUUAUAUGUUCUAUUUGUAUGCGAGCCAAGCAUAGUUGUUCUCUUUGUCUCUAUACCUUAUCAUAUUUUGUCGACACGUCGUUCGCUCAUUUUUUCCUCUCGUUCUAUUCUACAAUUACUAUUACCACCACUAGCUCUAUCGUUCGCUUGCUCGUCCGAUAGCACUUUGAAAAAAAAAAGGACAAAGAAAAAGAGAAAAGAUAAACUCAAAUAGACAGAAAAAAAAGAAAGACACAUCGUUCUAUAUUCUUCUCUUUCUCUCAUACAUUAUAACGAAGAAGUAAAGAUAGAGUCAACGUGUAUGUCUAUGUCACUGUGAGUUAUCGACUAAUACAAUGCGAUUGUUAUCCUAAUCAUUACUCCUGUCAUUAUAAUAAUUAUUGUUUUGCAUUGUUUCGUUUUGUUUAAAAGAAAAAUUUAUUGAAAUAUGGAAGACGAACAAGAUCAAGUUAGUAUUUAUUAAAUCACUAUGUCGCUUUGUUGUUUUCUUUUUUUCCCAUAAGAUAAAACAAAACAAUUUCACCAUAAAAAGAUUUCUUAUACUUCUAUAUUAAUGUCUGUAAAAGAAAAGAAAAACAAAUACUAGACUUUAUUUAGC